GUGAAUAUUCACCGGCGCGCGUCUUGACUGUAGGUCGUUUGACGCGUUCAAGAGCUUCCUCUCAUUUCAGACUCCUUGUUACGCUAUUUGACCUGGCGAACUGGAAUCCCACACAAGAUUAUUCCUUCACUUCUCUACUAAACAAAACCCGUUAGCCUAUUGAUACAGUUCUUUCAACAUGUUUUUGAGGCCAGAGAGUUUAGGUCUACUUUUCGUGAUACUCAAUAUCUCAUGGUCGGUAGAUCGUGCUAAUUUUAAAACAUGUGACCAGAGCUCGUUCUGUACUCGACAACGACAAAUAAAACCCGGGGGACUUGCGCACAGGUUAGAACCAAGUUCUGUCAAGAUAAACCCACAUGGAAUAACUGCAGUUAUUUACACUGAAGAUCAAAACCAUCAUCUGUCGCUGGAUGUUACCUAUAAUCAACACUCCAUCUUCCGUGUACUCAUUGAUGAAUUGACAGAUGAGUAUAAAAGGUAUCGCGUGCCUACAGGAGACGUUUUGCCAGGCGUUGAAAAGGCCCCUAUCAGGUGUAAAUUUGCUGAGAAUAGUUUAGUGUUGGAUGGACAGUCUGGAUACAAGGCAGUCGUGUAUUAUAACCCUUUUCAUAUCGAUUUUUUCCUGAAUGACAUUGUUGUAGCAUCAGCAAAUAAGAGAAGUCUUUUAAAUUUUGAACAUCAGAGGAAAAAACCGAUUAUCGAUAGAAAUAAGGUAUCUCAAAAUGACAACCAUACAUUACCAAGUGAAAAUCAUGAGGUUGAUAUUUCUAUUGUAAAUAGUUCCGAAGAUUCUUCAGGAAAUACAGAUGUACCAAAAGACUCUACUACCGAUGAAGACAAAGAAGAUAAAAAACAAGAUCAUAUAGAUACAGAGCACACAGUUCCGGAAGAUCAGUCAUGGUCAGAAUAUUUCAAAGAACAUCUUGACACAAGACCUCACGGCUUAAACUCUAUCUCGAUGGAUUUCGACUUUCAGGGAUUCAGUCACGUCUAUGGGAUCCCAGAACAUGCUGAUGGAUUCGUUUUGAAAACUACAAGUGAUGGCGACCCCUACAGACUUUAUAAUCUUGAUGUAUUCGAAUAUGAGGUCCAUAAUAAAAUGGCCUUAUAUGGCUCUGUCCCUGUUAUGUGGGGACACAAUCAAAACAAUACUGUGGGUGUCUUGUGGCUGAAUCCGUCGGAGACAUGGAUCGACAUUGAUCAUUCGAACUCACAAAAUAGCGGAAUAUUUUCAGGUUUCUUUUCGAAGAAACCAGAGAAAUCUUCAGUACAAACGAGAUGGAUAUCUGAGUCCGGCUUAGUAGAUUUAUAUGUGUUUAUGGGUAGUACUCCAUCUGAAGCAAUGCGUUCUUAUGCUAGUGUGGUAGGUACUACCAAGUUACCACCCCUGUUUGCGAUUGGUUAUCAUCAGUGUAGAUGGAACUAUAAUGAUGAGGCUGAUUUACUUUCUGUGGACAAACAUUUUGAUGAAUAUGAAAUGCCUGUUGACGUUUUGUGGUUAGACAUUGAACACACUGAUGGAAAACGUUAUUUUACUUGGGAUAGAACUAAAUUUCCAAAUCCAAAAGAAAUGGUUGAUAAACUGAAUGUUAAAGGUCGAAAGCUCGUUACGGUUGUUGAUCCUCACAUUAAGCGUGACUCGAAUUGGCCUUUAUUCAGUAAUUCCCAAAAUAAUGGGAUUUUCGUCAAAACUAGAGAUGGGACCGAAUUCGAUGGUUGGUGUUGGCCUGGAUCUAGUGCGUGGCCUGAUUUCACUGAUAAGUCUGUUCAGCAGUGGUGGUCAAAUCUAUUCCUUACUUAUGAACCUGUUUGCAAAGAUUCCAUGUUUACCUGGAAUGAUAUGGGUGAACCAUCAGUUUUUAAUGGUCCUGAAGUCACUAUGCAUAAAGUAAGCGGGCCACUAAAGUUUGUGGACUAUUGUCUUUGA
This is a messenger RNA of Schistosoma curassoni, 1927 nucleotides long. The record is from the annotation of a GenBank genome assembly. Lineage: Eukaryota; Metazoa; Platyhelminthes; Trematoda; Strigeidida; Schistosomatidae.